GGCAAUCAUGUCAAACAUGAUCACAUCAUUAUCUUACCUGGUACCCAACAGUGACAAGCCCAAGCCCAUCAAGCCUACAGCCUCACAUUCCGUCCAAACAACUUCCUUCUCUUCUUCCCCUCCUCUCCCUCACUCCUCUCGCCACCACCCCAUCAAGAGCUUCCUCCUGCCCAUGACAUUUAUCGAUAGGUUCUUGUCGAUACCUUCUCAGAUACUCUUCGCUCUCCUUGGUCUCAUAGGUAUGGCACAGUAUUCAAGACAGAUCGUGAGGGUCACUCCGAGGGAUCCAGCCGAUAUUGGUGAUGAUGGCGGCGAUUAUAAGGCGCACGAGGGGGAUUCGGCAGCUGUCAACGUCGCUAGAUGGGUGGAGGAGAACGUACCAAGUUUGAAUGGGACUUUCAAACCUAGCUGGUGGUUGCCCAAUGGACACUUUCAGACUAUCUACUCUGUCAUUGGAGAUUUCACCAAAGUAGACAAAGUCGAGUAUCGUCGAACAUACUUGAGGGUCCCAGAUGGUGGUACAAUAGCGCUAGAUUUUGCACCCCCUAAUCAUACCGCUUUACCACCAGAAACCCCGAUAGUCGUCAUCUGUCACGGUAUCACUGGCGGGAGUCAUGAAAGUUACGUACGAAGUUUACUGGUCAAAGUCGUCCGACCCGUUUCUGAGGGUGGGUUAGGUCUUCGAGGUGUGGUGAUGAAUUUCCGUGCAUGCGCCGGCACCCCUCUCACUUCUCCUCAACUCUAUUCCGCGGGAACCACAAUAGACCUCGCCACUACUCUCCACUAUCUCCGCCACACUUACCCCUCCGCUCCAUUACACGGAGUGGGUUUCUCCCUCGGUGCCUCUGUUCUAUCUCGAUAUCUAGGAGAAUCAUCUUCAUCUUCUCUUCUCUCUUCAGGACUGGUCCUGGGCUGUCCAUGGGAUGUAACAGCUAUGACGGUGAAACUCGAAACCCAUCUCCCUACGAAACUCAUUUAUUCACGCGCGUUGGGAAGGAACCUGUUAGCGUUGUUCUUCAGGGAUUGGGAGAAGAACAAGGCUUUUUGGGAGAGUGCCGGUAGUGGUAUGGAAGAUUAUCUACCAAAAUUGAAGGAAAUGAGGAAGAAAACUUUUGUAUCGUUGAAAGGGGUGGACGAAGUGUUGACUUCGAAAAUUGGUGGACCAAAAGGAAAGGGAUUAUGGCCUUUCAAAGGGGCAGAUGAGUAUUAUACCUUUGCUAGUCCUAGACAGGUUUUGGAUGAUGUUAAGCGACCGUUGUUGUCGAUCAACGCGUUCGACGAUCCGAUCAUAGACGGUACCGCACUCCCCAUCGCAGAGUUUCAAGCUUCUUCCCACGUAUACGCAGCUAUCACCGGUCCUGGCGGUCAUCUCGGUUGGUUUUGCGGACCUCUGUUCGCUUCACGAGAAAAGAGAAAAGCGAGAUGGAUCGUUCUUCCCGCUGUGGAAUGGUUGACAGCUGCCAGUCGAGAUCUCCCAUCGAGAGGAAACGUCGUGGUGGAAGUUCGACCUUCCAAGUCCACAUCUCGUCCAGUUUACUCCGAAGAAGAAGGUCAAAAAUCUCAGAGAGACCACGCAUCUUCUCUGAGAUUAUACGAGGAUAAAGAGAUUCAACGACCCAAGGAGAAUGAUCAUUCGGAUCAACCUCGUCUAUCCAACGUAGGGGACGAGAUGAGACAAUGGUUAUAUAUUCAAGAUAAAGUUCUAUGGAUGGACGAAGAUGGGAUUCAAUCGAUUGAUGAGCCUACUAGGUCUUUGGAUGUGGACGAUACUCGAUUAUUGACGGACGAAGGGAGGUCGAUAGAGGUUAACGAUGUGACUCGAUCAGGUCAGGAUGAGAGAGAUGGAGAACCAUGGUGUUGGGUCAUCAACGGUGGACAUCCUGUCGUUGGAGCUGAUCAAGUCGGAUGGAAGGUUUUGAGAGAGGAGGUCAAAGAGAUUGGUACGACGGGAAGUGGGACGAUGCAGGGAUUUUAUGAGGGAUCAGUGGAGAGUGAUAGACACUUGUUAGAUCAUGAUUGAACGAGAUGCAUGUUACAUUUGACCC
Molecule: messenger RNA, 2045 nt
Organism: Tremella mesenterica DSM 1558
Lineage: Eukaryota; Fungi; Basidiomycota; Tremellomycetes; Tremellales; Tremellaceae
Exons: 8
Coding region: 8-2020 (670 amino acids)
Biological process (GO): medium-chain fatty acid catabolic process; medium-chain fatty acid biosynthetic process
Molecular function (GO): monoacylglycerol lipase activity; acetylesterase activity
Source: RefSeq, a predicted model, not a curated record